Messenger RNA from Cygnus atratus (black swan), 1616 nucleotides. It is a transcript of the gene ENKUR, whose product is annotated as enkurin, TRPC channel interacting protein. The coding region runs from base 177 to 938 and encodes 253 amino acids. The record is from RefSeq and is a predicted model, not a curated record. Gene Ontology annotation, molecular function: calmodulin binding. The transcript has 5 exons. Gene Ontology annotation, cellular component: acrosomal vesicle. NCBI's taxonomy places the organism in Eukaryota, Metazoa, Chordata, Aves, Anseriformes, Anatidae.
ACUCCGGGCGCACGCGCGCCGCUGCCAGCUUCACCUCCGCCAAGCAGCGCCUGCGCAACCCGCCGAGCGUGCCUGGGAGGGCGGGGGGGAGCGAUGGCGUAGCCCCGCCCAUUCUAUGCGCUGUCACCUAGCAACGCGUUUCCCUGGCAACCGCGGCCGCGACGCUGGGCCACAAGAUGGCGGCCCCGGAGAGCAUCUAUAACCUCCUGCCCCGCCCGCAGGAGCGGCCCGCCAAGCCGCCCAGGUAUAUAUCAACAUUUAGACCGUCUGUGAAACAUGAAACAGAGAAAAGUAAAGCUCAGUGGAAAACUAUGGGGCCAGCAAAAGUUGCAGUGCCAUCUCCAAAAAACUUUCUGAAGAAACAUUCAAAGGAACCCAAGCUACCAGCGAGAAAAAAAGAACAGGAUAGUAAGAAAUUGCCUGCAUUAUCAGUCCCACGGAGGACAGAUCACCCAGUUAUGGGAAUUCAGAGUAAAAAGAAUUUUAUAAAUACAAAUGCAGUUGCUGCUAUCACAGGAUUGCCUAAAAAGCCUCAACCUAUUUAUGUUGAUAGAAGACAAGGAGACAAAUAUCUGCUUGAAACUUCAGGACUUGUUCCAAAAUAUAUUAAAAAAAAGGAUUAUGGCAUUACACCAAAAUAUGUGACACGGAGAACUGAAGAAAUGAAGAGAGCUCAGAAAGAACAUGAGACCCACGUCUUGGAGUAUCUCAAGAAAAAAGCCAUGAAGCAGUUAUCUGAUGAAGAAAGGGAAAAUCUUCUACAGGGGCUGAAAAAGAACUGGGAGGAAGUGCAUCAUGAAUUUCAGUGUCUUUCGGUAGAAAUAGACACCAUACCCAAGAAGUUGCAUAAAGAAAAGCUGGAAUCACAGAUGAAACAACUGGAGCAUGACAUAGAUGUAAUUGAGAAGCACAAAGUUAUCUACAUUGCAAAUGAGUAAGGACUGUUUUUCAGAUAUUGCCUCUUUUAUCUUUCUAUACUCCUGUCCUUCCAAGAAAAAAAAAAAAAAGAAAAAAGCACAAAGCUCAAAAGAAAUUGAAACUUUCAACUAUUCAGAAGAAGGUAAUAUUCAACUAACAUAAGGAUGUAGCUUCUUAUAAAAGUUGUUACAUAUAGCUAAUUCUCAUCUGCAUAAUUCACGGGUUUUUCAAAUAAAAUGUUUAAUAUAACUUCAAGUUAUAUUAAACAUGAUUUUAAUCUAUUAUUCUUUGUAAUUUUUAUCAACUACUAAAAUGUCUAUAAAUAUCAUACAAAAAGCAUAAGAAAUACUCUUCUGUAUGUUUGGAGCACUUCUUUCCCUGCAUAGCCAAAACUAAGUGGAAUAAUUGACUGCUGAAGACAGCUUGGUAAAUACAACUUCAGGGUGGGAUGGCUUCUGGUCUAGUUAUUAAAGAGCUGUUGUGCUUUACUUAAAAGCUUGAGCAAUUGUAUUUCUAAAUGGCUUGGCUUCUACAUAACAUUUUGUGUAUUCAUUUUUUGUUACCAAAAACAAAUUUUGUAGCAGAAGCUUAUAAUAAUAUAGGAACUCAUGCAAUAUGGAUACCACAUGUAGCUUGGUAUGCUGAUGUAAAAAAGAACACCAUAAUACUAUAUUAAAUCUACAACUGAAGUACAAAAA